AUGAAGCCGGGAGAACUCGUAGCGACGCGGAUGAGUGGGGGCAUCACCAUUGCUCGCGUGGUCGAUGUGGACACCUCACGCGUACGCGUUGCAAUACGCCGCAAGAAGGAAGCGCGCCUGCCAACUGAGCGCAUCAUAUUUGCUACGCAGAUAUUCGCGGAAGACGAUGAAGAAGUAGCGAACUUCCGCCGGCAGAGCGAGGAAAUCGCCGACACAGUUGACAUCGCCGAACUAUGGGAAGUCGUCAGUGAUGAUCAGACCGCCCUACCCUUCAACGACCUGAGUGAGCUGUACUGGGGCGUGGAUGCAGCAGCAGUACAGCAAGUCGCCCUACUAUUGUGCUUAGAUAAGGACACCCUCUACUUCGAGGAUGGCAAGGCGGGCUACACACCACGCGCGCCAACUGCCGUUGAGGAGACGCUUGCGCGUCGAAGGCGACAGGCGCAGCAAUCCGAGGAAGCAGACGCCCUUCUCGCCUGCUUGGAGCGCGGGGAACUACCGCCCACGCUUACAUCGCACCAGCAGAUGCUUAUUGACAGUAUCCGAGUAUUUGCUGCAUUCGGCGACGACUACACUCGCAGCGCGCUAGUCAAGGCACUUCUGAACAAGAUGGAGCGGAAGACCGGCAAUCUCCAGCGCCUUGCCUUCGAUGUGCUUGUGUCCUGCGAUGAGUUCGCCGAAGAUGAGCCGCUUGAACUCGUGCGAGACGAGAUCGUUGAGGCAUUCUCGGAUGAAGCGCUCGCCAUGGCAGAGUCCGUAAGUGAAGCCGAACUGCUUAGCGACGCCAAUCGAAUCGACCUGACCGCCCUGCCCACCAUCACCAUCGACGACGCGGACACGCAGGACCGAGACGACGCCCUGUCGCUGGAACGGCUAGACGACGAGGGCGGCGGAGCGGAGAGAUUUCGACUUGGUGUGCACAUCACGGAUGCCGGCGCGCUCAUUCCACAAGACAGUGUCCUCGAUGAAGAGGCGAACCGUCGCAUGGCAACGCUCUACAUUCCCGAUCGCAAGAUACCGAUGCUGCCGACGGUCAUAUCGCACGACAAGGGCAGCCUAGAAGCGGGCAAGCGCCGUGCUGCGCUCAGCCUCCUUGCAGACAUCGGCGCAGACGGCGAGAUACUGCGCUACGAGGUCAGGCCAUCGGUUAUCGUAAGUGACGCUGCCCUGUCUUACGACGAAGCCGAUGCGGCAAUCUCGGACGCUGACGAACCUUAUCACGACCUGCUGGCAAACCUGCACACGCUGACCGAAGCGUUGAAGCAGCAGCGCGAAGCCGCAGGCGCAGUCAACAUCGAUCGCUCUGAAAUGCUCAUCAAGGUCGUGUCGUCCAACGAUGUGCAGGUGAGGGUCGUCGAGCGCGCCUCGCCAGCGCGCCAGAUGGUCGCCGAGUGCAUGGUGAUGUGCAACUCGCUGCUGGCGUCAUUCUGCCGCGACCACGGCAUCCCCGCGGCGUACCGUUCACAGUCCGCGCCCGACCUCAACGACCUUGGCGCAGGAUUGCCAUCGGGUGUGGAGAUCGGCGAAGAUGGCCCCUUGCGCCAGUAUCUUAUGAUGCGCCGCUUCGCCCCCGCCGAUACACGUACCGCGCCCGCACCGCAUGGUGGUCUCGGCGUGUCGGCGUACAUACAGGCAACAUCGCCGUUGCGCCGCUACCCCGACAUGGUGAUGCAGCGCCAGAUAACACAUUACCUCAGCGCCGGCGAGCCGCUUUACAGCGUGGAGGACAUUACCAGUGUCGCGGGUCGUGCCGACAUGCAGAUUCGAGCGAUGGGCAAGCUGGAAGAUGAGCGCCGCCGCUACUGGCUAUUGAAGUUCUUCAAGCUGCGUAUGGAAAAGGCGCAGGACGAUGAAGAGGCUUCCUUGUUCAAGGCCGUCGUGCUCGAAAACCAGCCGCGUCGCUCAGCCAUGCUCGAACUCGCGGAUUACCCCUUCCGAGUACGCGCCCGCCUGCCCGAUGCUAUACUACCCGGCGCGACAGUAAGCCUACGCCUGCACAGCGUUGACCUCUGGGAGAAGAGGACGAACUUCAUCCACGAGCCGGAUAUUACUUGA
This is a messenger RNA of Geodia barretti, 2055 nucleotides long. The record is from the annotation of a GenBank genome assembly. NCBI's taxonomy places the organism in Eukaryota, Metazoa, Porifera, Demospongiae, Tetractinellida, Geodiidae.